Molecule: messenger RNA, 1020 nt
Organism: Aspergillus steynii IBT 23096
Lineage: Eukaryota; Fungi; Ascomycota; Eurotiomycetes; Eurotiales; Aspergillaceae
Product: A4/G1 family peptidase
Exons: 1
Coding region: 167-979 (270 amino acids)
Biological process (GO): proteolysis
Molecular function (GO): glutamic-type endopeptidase activity
Source: RefSeq, a predicted model, not a curated record
UCCAGGAAUGCGGAUCGCCCGUCACCGUUUCCAACCGUCGAGCCACGCGGCCUAUCCAGCUUCAUGUAUUCCGCCUGCAGCGACAUGAGGGCCAGAUAUAAACCUCAUCCUUCAUCCUCUACUCUCCUCCGCCUCUCCAUCCCUCCCUCUGCUCCACACCCACAAAAUGAAGCUCACACCGCUCCUCACAACCCUCUCCCUCGCCCAGGGCAUCCUGGGCGCCCCCCGCGCCGGGCUCCACGAGCGCAUCAAAGCGCGAUCCGAAGCCCGCACCCUUACACGCCAAUCACAACCGAUGGCCGAGCUGGCCCCGGACAAAGACCACCGCACGGCGGCCAACGUCGCCUACAGCAGCAACUGGGCGGGCGUGGUGCGUGAGGAACCACCCCCUCUGGGCAGCUACAAUUCCGUCACCGCGACAUUCACCGUCCCACGACCGCAGCCGGGAUCCGACCAGACUCUGCAGGCCGCGUCCGCCUGGGUCGGCAUCGACGGCGACACCUACACGACGGCGAUCCUGCAAGCCGGCGUCGACUUCUACUGGGACAACGGGAAGAUAUACAACGACGCGUGGUACGAGUGGUUCCCCGACGUGGCGCACGACUUCGAUUUCACCGUGAACACGGGCGACGUGGUCACUGUGACCGUGGAGUCGUUUACCCCAACAUCCGGCAUGGCAGAGAUCGUGAAUGAGAGCACGGGGCAGCGCGCGCAGAAGCAGUUGACGGCGCCGAAUCCGGAUGCGAAGUUGGCGGGCGAGAAUGCGGACUGGAUCGUGGAGGAUUUCCAGUCGGGGAGUGAGAUGGUGCCGCUGGUGAAUUUCGGCCAGGUCGCGUUUCAGGAUAUGCAGGCGCAGGGGGGCGUGAGGACGUUUGGGACGGACGGGGCGACGGUGAUUGAGUUGAAGCAGAAUGGGAAGGUCGUGACGGAGGUGCAGACGUUGGGGGAUGAUGCGAUGGUGGUGAGGUAUGUGGGUUAGUAUUGUAUAUUGGAGUAGGGUGGUGUAUAUCUCGUUUAGAU